Messenger RNA from Symphalangus syndactylus (siamang), 5381 nucleotides. RefSeq names its product zinc finger protein 615 (gene ZNF615). Gene Ontology annotation, molecular function: DNA-binding transcription factor activity, RNA polymerase II-specific; RNA polymerase II cis-regulatory region sequence-specific DNA binding. NCBI's taxonomy places the organism in Eukaryota, Metazoa, Chordata, Mammalia, Primates, Hylobatidae. The record is from RefSeq and is a predicted model, not a curated record. Gene Ontology annotation, cellular component: nucleus. Gene Ontology annotation, biological process: regulation of transcription by RNA polymerase II.
CUGUGGUGACGGGGGAGGAAAUUCUGUCCGUAGCGAGGCGUGUUCGUGGACUGUGGUGAUGGACUGGUAACUGUCGGCGCCAGCGUUUGGCGACGCCAGUGGAAUUCUUUCAGGAGCUUAGCGUGGGUCCGAUUCGUAUCGCAGGGGAACUAUAAGGGGUCCGUGAUAGGGUGUGUGUGUGUGUGUGUGUGUGAGAUCGGGGUACCUCUGGGACCAGUCACAGGGUCCUCGUGUGGUUUGUGGUUAACGAUCUCUAGAGAUCAGCUACUGAGUGCCCAAGUCACAUUCUGGUGUCUUUGCUGUUGUCCUUUGGCGGGGCUCAGUGAUUGCGAACUGGAGGGUUUGUUUUGUCAGCGAAUCGGUUUAUGGUUCAGGUUUUGUUUGGGACUAAAUGAUUGAAGAACUGUCUUGGGGGUUAAGGUACGGAGGUUUCUGAUCCAGGUUUUGGAAUUAAUCCUGGUGGCGGUGGUGGUAGCGCCAGAGAUUCCGAUGUGGGCGGCAGCUCUGCAGGCCUGGGAACCAUGGCAGGUGGUGGGUUAGCCCCAGCCCUGGCUGCUGGAACAGAAUUGAUGCUCAUUAGCAUUCCCCUUCUGCCCAAGACCCUUCUCCACGACUGGUUUUUAAAUCCCCUUUGGCACCUUCCAUCACCCCUUGGUCUUGAAUCCUCAGAAAUGGAAGUUUUUGGCGAGAUCAAUCAUCUAGCAUACCUAAAAGUAGUAUGUUUUAUAUUUAAGAUGCGGCUUCUACCCUUUGUCCUGCAAGUUUCCAGCGUAUCCUCUUGGAUAUUUCUUUUCAGGUUCUUUCUGACACAAGUAAGAUAACAUCUCUGCCAUGAAUACUUUGCAAGUAUCAAGAUGUGGAUGGCGGCCAGACGCAGUGGCUCACGCCUGUAAUCCCAGCACUUUGGGAGGCUGAGAUGGGUGGAUCACUUGAGGUCAGGAGUUCAAGACCAGCCUGGCCAACAUGGUGAAGCCCCGUUUCUACUAAAAGUACAAAAAGCUGGGCAUGGUGGCAUGCACCUGUAAUCCCAGCUUCUCAGGCGGCUGAAGCAGGAGAAUCGCUUGAACCCAGGAGAUGGAGGUUGCAGUGAACAGAGAUCAUGCCAUUGGAGUCUUACUCACUCCAGCCUGGGCAACAGACCCACAGGUGCUGAGAACAAGAGAAAUCAAGUGAAGGAAGGAGGCGGAGUUUCCAAGACUUGUAUGCCAUCAUUUCUGGGGACAUCCUUGAGUGGAGAUUGAAGUUUUUGAACAGAAAUUUAGAGCUGAUUCAGAAGAGACAAAUACAGAACGUCCAAGUUGGCAGUCAUUUCCCAAAUUUAGGAGACAAUGAUGCAGGCCCAGGAAUCCCUAACACUGGAGGAUGUGGCUGUGGACUUCACCUGGGAGGAGUGGCAGUUCCUGAGCCCUGCUCAGAAGGACCUGUACCGGGAUGUGAUGUUGGAGAACUACAGCAACCUGGUGGCAGUGGGGUAUCAAGCCAGGAAACCAGAUGCACUCUCCAAGUUGGAACGAGGAGAAGAACCUUGCACAACAGAAGAUGAAAUCUACACUCGAAUCUGUUCUGAUUCAGGAGGUGCAUCAGGAGGUGCAUAUGCAGAAAUCAGGAAAAUUGAUGAUCCUCUGCAGCAUCACUUGCAAAAUCAAAGUAUUCAGAAGAGUGUGAAACAGUGCCAUGAACAGAAUAUGUUUGGAAAUAUUGUUAAUCAGAACAAAGGUCAUUUCCUGCUGAAGCAAGAUCAUGAUACCUUUGACUUACAUGAAAAACCUUUAAAAUCAAAUUUAAGUUUUGAAAACCAGAAAAGGAGCUCUGGCCUAAAGAACUCUGCUGAGUCUAAUGGAGAUGGGAAAUCCCUUUUUCAUGCUAACCAUAAACAAUUUUAUACUGAAAUGAAGUUUCCUGCAAUUGCAAAACCUAUUAAUAAGUCCCAGGUCAUUAAGCAACAGAGAACUCACAACAUAGAGAAUGCCCAUGUAUGCAGUGAAUGUGGGAAAGCCUUCCUCAAGUUGUCUCAGUUUAUUGAUCAUCAGAGAGUUCACACUGGAGAAAAAGCUUUCUCCAGAAAAUCCAGGCUAAUGGACCAUCAGAGAACUCAUACAGAACUGAAACAUUAUGAAUGCACUGAAUGUGACAAAACCUUCCUCAAGAAAUCACAGCUCAAUAUACAUCAGAAAACUCAUAUGGAAGAGAAACCUUACACAUGUACCGAAUGUGGGAAAGCCUUCAUCAAGAAGUGUCGGCUCAUUUAUCAUCAACGAACUCAUACAGGAGAGAAACCCCAUGGAUGCAGUGUAUGUGGGAAGGCCUUCUCUACAAAGUUCAGUCUCACUACACAUCAGAAAACUCAUACAGGAGAAAAACCUUAUAUAUGUAGUGAAUGUGGAAAAGGCUUCAUUGAGAAGAGGCGUCUUAUCGCACAUCAUCGAACUCAUACUGGUGAGAAACCCUUUAUAUGCAAUAAAUGUGGGAAAGGCUUCACCUUGAAGAACAGUCUUAUCACACAUCAGCAAACUCAUACAGAAGAGAAAUUAUAUACAUGCAGUGAAUGUGGAAAAGGCUUUUCAAUGAAGCACUGUCUCAUGGUACAUCAACGAACUCAUACUGGAGAGAAACCUUAUAAAUGCAAUGAGUGUGGAAAGGGCUUCGCUUUGAAGAGCCCACUCAUCAGACAUCAGCGAACACAUACUGGAGAGAAACCCUAUGUGUGCACCGAAUGUCGAAAAGGUUUCACCAUGAAGAGUGACCUCAUUGUACAUCAGCGAACUCAUACUGCAGAGAAGCCAUAUAUAUGCAAUGAUUGUGGAAAAGGCUUCACUGUGAAGAGCCGCCUUAUAGUGCAUCAGCGAACUCAUACUGGAGAAAAACCCUAUGUAUGUGGUGAGUGUGGAAAAGGCUUUCCAGCAAAGAUCCGGUUAAUGGGACAUCAACGAACUCAUACAGGAGAGAAACCUUAUAUUUGCAAUGAGUGUGGAAAAGGCUUCACUGAGAAGAGUCAUCUCAAUGUACAUCGGCGCACUCAUACAGGAGAGAAACCCUAUGUAUGCAGUGAAUGUGGCAAAGGCUUAACUGGGAAAAGCAUGCUCAUUGCACAUCAGCGAACUCAUACUGGGGAGAAACCUUAUAUAUGCAAUGAAUGUGGAAAGGGCUUCACCAUGAAGAGUACUCUUGGUAUACAUCAGCAAACUCAUACUGGAGAGAAGCCAUACAAAUGCAAUGAGUGUGAUAAAACCUUCAGGAAGAAGACAUGCCUCAUACAACAUCAGCGAUUUCACACAGGAAAGACUUCCUUUGCAUGUACUGAAUGUGGAAAAUUCUCUUUGCGCAAAAAUGAUCUUAUUACACAUCAGAGAAUUCACACAGGAGAGAAACCGUACAAAUGCAGUGACUGUGGGAAAGCCUUCACUACAAGAUCAGGGCUCAAUGUUCAUCAAAGAAAACAUACAGGAGAGAGGCCCUAUGGAUGCAGUGAUUGUGGGAAAGCUUUUGCCCACUUGUCUAUCCUUGUUAAACACAAGAGAAUUCACAGGUAGUCAUUUUGGGAAAGCCUUUUGCCAGAUGUAGGCCCUUAAGAUAUCUGCAAAGAAGAGUAAUUUCAUGAAUGCAGACUACAUGGUUGUUUAUUUAGUGAUCAAUUACUUCAUGUUUUGUGUCAGAGAAAACAUGUACAAAACAUUUGAGAAAAUAUUUUAGGACAUUAUGUCUAAAAAUUGUAUACUGAGAAAAAUCCUAUGAAUGUGGCAGACUAUGAAAGCCUUUGGUGGGAAGAUAAACCCCCUCAGAAGUGAUCAUAGAUCAUGAAUAAACUACUAAUUCGUGGAAAUGUAAUAAUUAUAAGAAAGUCUUUGCCCAAAAAUAAAACCUCAAUAGAUUGAGAGAGUUCACACUGGAGAAAUACUUUCCUCUGGCAGUGAAUAUGGCAGGGUUUUCAGUAAAAUGUUUUGCCUCAUCAUGUGCUAUGAAAUAAUGCAGAAAAAAAACUUAUGAAAACAUUCAAUGUAGAAGACUUUUAGGAAAAUAUCAGAGAAUUUAAUGAGGAAAGAAGCCUUGGCAAAAUGAUGGAUGAGAGCUUUCUGUCACAAUUCUAACCUUAACAGAUAAUAUGCCUCAUGUGCAUUUGGGAACAGGAUACCUUGAGCCAUAUUCCUAGUUGCCUUGUCACUAAUUUUAUACAUUUUAAAUUGUGACUUUUUCUAAUCACAAACUAAAAUUUAAUAUUGCAUAUAAUACAGGAGUAUUUUAUGCCUGCCUCUUAUUAUUAUAUGAUUAGCUCCUGCAUUUCUUUGGUUCUAAGUUUGUGUUAUUUCAGAAUAACUGAAGUACUUCAGAAUGAAACUGGAUACAGUAUAUUCAAUUCAUAAGUGUAAUUGACCAUACUUGAAUGUGUUUAAGUUUAUAAGUAACAUCAGGUGUUAUGAAAUUAAUAUAAAUAAGAUGUUUUUGUAAGUUUUUAUUUUGAAAUAAGUUUAGAUUCACAAAAUCUUACCAAAAUAUUCCAGAGUUCUUGAGUGCCCUUAACCCAGCUUCUUCCAAAGAUAACACCUUACAUAAGCAUAGUUCAUCACCAAAUACAGGAAAGUGAAAUUGUUACAAUACUGUUAACUACAGAAUUUAUUUGGAAAUUACCAGUUUUUUUUUUUUUUUUUGAGACAGAGUCUCGCUCUGUCGCCCAGGCUGCAGUGCAGUGGCGCGAUCUCGGCUCACUGCAAGCUCCGCCUCCCGGGUUCACGCCAUUCUCCUGCCUCAGCCUCUCCGAGUAGCUGGGACUACAGGCGCCUGCCACCACGCCCGGCUAAUUUUUUGUAUUUUUAGUAGAGAUGGGGUUUCACCAUGGUCUCGAUCUCCUGACCUCGUGAUCCGCCCGCCUCGGCCUCCCAAAGUGCUGGGAUUACAAGCGUGAGCCACCGCGCCCGGCCGGAAAUCACCAGUUUUAACAUGCAUGCAUUUUUGUUUGGUUUUUAUAGGUAGCUUUAAGAAAUCUUAUCACAUAUAUUGAUUCAUGUCACCACCUCCACAAUCAAGAUUCAUAAUGUUGCAUCAAUGCAAACUCCCUCAUGCUACUUUUUUAUAGUCACAGCCUCUCCUCAACCCUAACCCUUGGCAAUCAGAAAUCUUUUCAUCUUUAGUUUUGUCAUUAGUAGCAUGUUAUAAAAAUGGAAUCAUACAGCAUAUACCCUUUUGGUAUUGGCUAUUUCAACUAAAGCAAAUUAACCUGAAAUCCAUCCAAGUUGUUCUGUGUAUCAUUGUUUUAUUCUUAUUGGUGACUAAUAAUCUAUGAUACGAAUAUACCACUAUUUGUUUAUUCACCCACUGAAGGACAUUAGGGUUGUUCCCAGUUUUUCUUACUGUUACAAAUAAAAAUCCUAUGAACAUUUGUACACACA